AUGGCUACCACGGUGGAGAAUGUUUCCGUGUUUGCUUGCCCUGUUCUGACCACCCGGAGUCUGAGGAUAUCCUGCAACCCACUGCCACGGAGUCGAACCUGCCACUGGAGUCCCCGGGCAUUCCAUGGAAUGACCGCCAAGCCGUUACCUUGCAUGCUGACAAGUCGUGAUCUCUGGUUCAACCUCGCAUCUGGCCGUGGUGUGUGUACACGACAGUGCUCUUCCAGCGAGUCUGCAUUCGACAUCAGCCUGGAUUUUUCUUUUUGCAAUCCCAGCCCGGCCGUGAACAUUGCCAAGUGGAGAGAGGACAUUUCCGGACCAGCCCUUCUUGGACAGGAUUUGUUCUCCAUGAUCGACUUCAAGGAUUUUAAGGGAGUCGACGCCACCUCAGAGUACAGCAUGGACAGCGCAUAUCAAAGCCAGUCAGGCUCCAGCCGACGAGGUGGAGCUUACCAGAGCUCUCCCAUCCAGAACCCGACAAGCCACUCUUUCAUGGACCAAGGCAUCUCCCCAUCAUUGGCUUCCGACUCUUUCGUGGCCUUUCCUGAGUCUCACGACAUAAACCAGGUCCACAAUGCCGGAAACAUGGACUUUGGGAACGGAUCCCAGUGGUUUGCUAAUACCUCUUCCGCGCAGGACUUCACAUACUCGCCGUCGAUGGCACAAGCGAUGCAACCCAGUGCUUUCGCUGCUUGGGGUUCAAACGAAGCAUCGAACUAUGAGUAUGCCUCGUACAACAUGAACAAUGAGAACGAGUUUUUCCGAUCUCAGCCUUCGCCUCAAAGGCACCUUGCUCGACCUCGCAUCGAGACUGCUGUACGACCGACCUCAUACUUCGCUGCUGAGCGUACUUUCAGCCACGCGUCGGCACAUUCACACUCUUCUACCGGUCGUGCUUCUGUUGCGUCUCCUGUCCAAUCACUCCAGCCGCAGUCCUUUGCUGAGGCCGCCUUCGAAUCUCAACAACUAGGUAGCCUAGGGUACGUUUCCACCAUCGCUUUCAAAGUUCUCGUUGCUAAUCGCGAGAACAGUUUUGACGCUACUCAAAGCAACUCGCCUUCGGAGGAGCUCUUGAUGGAAGACAACGAGGAGCUCAAGAGCCUCGAAGAGGAACACCACAAGGUUGCAAGGAGCGACCCUCUCUACUCCAAGGAGCCUGAUGCAGAUGGACUCUAUCAUUGCCCAAGCGAGGGUGAGAGUGGCUGUAACCACAAGCCCACGACUCUCAAGUGCAACUACGACAAGUACGUUGAUUCUCACUUGAAGCCAUUCCGCUGCAAGGUCGCCAAGUGCGAGUCCAUACCCUUUUCUUCAACUGCAUGCUUGCUUCGUCACGAGAGAGAAGCACACGGCAUGCACGGCCACGGCGCUCGUCCCAACCUCUGCCACUACGCUGAUUGCGAGCGGUCCACGCCUGGCCAGGGCUUCCCUCGUCGCUACAACCUCUUCGACCACAUGCGUCGCGUGCACGGCUGGCAGGGUGACAAGGACGUUGCUUCUGCCUUGGACGGACAGCCUGGGGCACGCAAGGUCCGCCUCCAGAAGCGCAAGGCCACUGGCACCCCGUCUGCCCUCAGGGUUGAGAAGAGGGCCAAGAUCAGCAAGGCCGCCCAGCAACAACAGCUUCGUGAGCGCCAGCGUACUAAGCUAAACGUAGAGUGGGCGAUGAAGAAACAGUCCAUUGCCACUCUGCUUGCCGACUUGAACGACCUCGGCGACGUGAGCGAAGCACAAGAUGCCCAGCUCCGACAGGAGAUCAAUGACUUCUUCGCCUUGCGCGAGAAGUAUCACACUGCUACUAAGGAGGAGUUCGCCGAAUGA
Messenger RNA from Paraphaeosphaeria sporulosa, 1821 nucleotides. RefSeq lists its product as uncharacterized. The coding region runs from base 1 to 1821 and encodes 606 amino acids. The record is from RefSeq and is a predicted model, not a curated record. Lineage: Eukaryota; Fungi; Ascomycota; Dothideomycetes; Pleosporales; Didymosphaeriaceae. The transcript is spliced from 2 exons.